CGUACUUCCGGCGUGUGUCACAAUCGUCUGAAAGUAACUGUACCGUAUUUCAGGAUGCCGAAAGAAAACAGCAUGCGCGAUAAAUUGGAGGGAAAUGAGUUGGACCUAAGUUUGAACAAUUUAAGUGUUGUUCCUGUGAAGGAGCUGGCAGUCUUACCAAAAGCCACACGACUCGACUUGUCUUGUAACGCCAUAACAAGCCUUCCUGAUGCCUUCUGUAGCCUUAUACACCUAGUGAAGAUAGACCUGAGUAAAAAUCAGCUCCAGGAACUCCCGAAUCAAUUUGGUCAGCUUCAGAAUCUUCAGCACCUUGAUCUUCUAGGUAACCAGCUCUCUGUCCUCCCUAUUAGCUUCUUCCAGCUACGAAAACUCAAAUGGCUGGAUCUCAAAGAUAAUCCAAUGAAGGACGAUCUCAAGAAAGUUGCUGGUGACUGCCUGGACGAAGCUCAAUGUAAAAAGUGUGCUCAAAGGGUUUUAGACUACAUGAAAGGUAUCAAUUCUGCUGUGGAAAGAGAGAAACAGAGAAAACUUACCAUCCAAAGAGAGCGAGAGGCAGCAGAGAAAGCUUUGGAGGAAGAAGAAAUGCAGCUAAAACGUGAAAGACGUAAACAAGCAAAGUUAGAACGCCAGAGACAGCAGCAAGAAGAACGACAGAUGAAUCACCAACCAAAGGAAAACACAUUUGAGGAGGAAGAGGAAGAAGUUGAGGAAGUUGAAGUUGAUGGGAAACAACAACAGAGACAGUCUCACCAGAAAGGUGGAGGAUGCUGUUCUUGGUUAUUGUGGAUGGCAAUGUUUUCUCUGAUCAUAGCUUUGUUUAUUGGAGCUGCCAAUGUUUACCAGAAGGAAAUAGAAGCUAACCCAGUCUACAGCCAGCAUGUAAAACCAGUCUGGGACAAAUAUGGAAGCCCUUAUUGGAACACUUACAUCAUACCACCUUGGAAUUUAUAUGGAGACCCAACAUGGCAGAAAGUCAAAUCAUUUUGUCUGGAGAAAAGCAAAAAUCUUCAGGAUUUCAUUGAUACAAAAUUAUCAUCAGGGGACAUAAAGAAUAAAAAAUCAAAGAAUAAAAAAACAAAGAAAUCUGAUGAUAAAAAUAAAAGCUGAUAAACGGUAAAGGUUUGAAAUUGUUGAUUAAAUGUCUUAAAAGUAUUAAAAAAAAAAAAAUACUGAAUUGAACAUGCCAUUAUAUAAAGGUUCCAGCUAAGUGGUAAAGGGGUUGUGCUAAGAUUGAUUUCUUUUGCUAAAAAUUCAUCAACAAUGUCUGAUUUCAUUUGAUAAUGAUGUGAUACCUACAAUGUAUCUACUGACAUUGUUAAUUGAAUAAAAUACAGCAUGAUACACUAGUCAAAGAUUUGUUCAUUAUAAAUUUAGAGUUUUCCAAAAGUCAUAAGGUAAUACAAUUUAAUUCAUAUUUUCAUUCUGUUUUUAGAAGAAUCAUGAAAAAAAAAAUCUAUAUUUCAAUAUAAAAAAUGCAUCGUGAAAAUAUGAAAUUUUAGUGUACAGCUACAGUAUUGAUAAAUUAAACACCAUGGACACACAAAAUGUUUUUAAAAAAAAAAAGAGUUUUUUUACUGUUGAUAUUAUAGCAACAUUAUUUUGUGUUUGAGAUUAAAUGGUGAAUGUUAAGUAUGAAAAAGUGGAGUGAGUUUUAUCAUAGCUGAGCAUUGAUUACCACACAUACAGUACCACCUUGUACUAUUUAAUAUACAUAAAUAUUACAUGUACAUAUCUGGUUAUUUUUAAGGAUAUAUUCGUGGUUAUUCAGAAACACUCGGGCUUAAUAAUGAAAUUAUCUAGUUUGCUCUCCUGUAUCCAAGACACUUUGUAAACAAACAAUUCUAAAAAUGCAAUACAGAAUGUAUAUACCUGUGUAUGCUGUAUUGGACUUGGUUUUUAUAUUUCCACAAAAAUAAUGCAUUGUUUUAAAUCAGAAAUUAAAGGCACUGUACUGCAUAAUAUGAAUUCCAUAAUUUUGUAUUCAUUUGUGGUUCCCGAGUUUUGGAUAGUUGUACUACAAAUUGGACAAUUUUUAAGAAAAUAAUACAAUAAAAUUUUUAAUUAAAUUUUUUGUAAAAUGAACAUUGUGAGAUUAAAACUUUAUUUGUAGAAAAAAUGAAAUUGGAAAAUCACUGACUCAUUUUCAUGAACAUUCCAUAUUAAAAGUUUUGUUAUUUCAGUAGUGAUUUUAGUGGAAAUGUUUCAAUAGUACACAAUAAAGUAUGAUUUGGUGCCAUGCUUCACAUACUUUUGUAGAUAUAGAACAAAUAUAUUUAGAAAAGUCUUGCAUCAAAAUGCCCAAUUAUGUUUACGGAUAUACCUUAUGUACAUUGUAUAUUGUUUUACUAGCUUUGUCAUUGAAGUCAAUUUAAAAAUUGAGGACAUUUAAUACAAAUGAGAAAGUGCCUGUUGUAUGUUCCUUUUGAUGAAAUUUCACCUUUAUAUUUUCAUAGUACAAUUCAUAUCAUGCUGACAAUUACCUAAUGUUCAUUGAAUUGUAUUUGAAAUUUGAAAUAAAACUUAAAUCAAGCA
Messenger RNA from Pecten maximus, 2532 nucleotides. RefSeq names its product leucine-rich repeat-containing protein 59-like. The transcript is spliced from 7 exons. Bases 55 to 1107 code for a protein of 350 amino acids. The record is from RefSeq and is a predicted model, not a curated record. Lineage: Eukaryota; Metazoa; Mollusca; Bivalvia; Pectinida; Pectinidae. Gene Ontology annotation, molecular function: protein binding.